AUGCCGGUCCUCACCAACAGCAAGACUCCCAAUACAGGCGCAACAACAAGAACGAGUGUAGAUGACGCUGAAUCCCAGAGUUUCGAGAUGGAUGACUCUACACUCCUCGGAAACGACCAGGAAGUAGAGCAGAGGCCGGCGGAGAGCAGAAAGAGCAAGAGUAUAACAUCUGGUUUGGCGAGACAUACUCUGGGAUUGAUUCUGUUGCUUUGCGUCGUUUUUUUAUGGACAACUUCGAAUUUCUUGGGAAGUAGUAUAUUUGCGGAUAAAAGUUAUGCAAAGCCAUUCUUUUUGACAUAUCUCAACACCUCCGCUUUCACAUUAUGUAUAAUACCUCGAUUAGCGAACGGCGCUAUACGCAAACGAAGAGAAGGAACAUUGAAGGAUGAUUUACGGUCUACAUUUACGUUAAAGACAUUACGGAGUUUUUGGAGAGGAGAUGAUGAGGAGAAGGAGUACACGGCUGUCCGCGGUGACGAAGAGGAGUCUUUCUUGAAACCUAGUGAUGGAAAUACAAAAUCGACACGGUCUGCGUCUAGCGAGACAAGAGAAGGCAGCGGUAAUCUUGGUCUGAUACCAACUGCGCGGCUGUCGCUGGCCUUCUGUAUAUUGUGGUUCCUGGCAAAUUAUUUCGCCAUGGCCUGCUUGCAGUACACGACAGUCGCCAGCGCUACAAUCCUCAGCUCAACGAGCAGCGUCUGGACCUUGCUUAUUGGUGCGCUCACACGAACAGAGAAGUUCACUUGGAGGAAGCUAUGUGGUGUGCUUGGAAGUCUGGCCGGUAUCGUGCUAAUAUCGCAGGUUGACCUAAACGCUGGGGAUGACAAAGCAGGGCAGAAAAGAGCAGUCGACGAAUUUCCCGACAAAUCACCUUACGAGCUGGCUCUAGGAGAUGGGCUAGCACUCUUGUCAGCUGUCAUCUAUGGUUUCUAUACCAUCACGUUGAAAAAGACCACGAUUUCAGCUUUACCCAAGGCCAUUCAUAUGCCCACUUUUUUCGGUUUCGUGGGCAUGUUCAACAUUGUGCUGUUACUUCCGCUAUUUCCGGUAUUACAUUUCACGAAAUUGGAAAUAUUCACCCUUCCUCCCACGGCACACAUCUGGAUGAUCCUCCUCGUCAACUCCGUCAGCAGUCUAGUAAGUGAUAUCUGCUGGGCAUAUGCAAUGGUAUUCACAAGCCCGCUCGUCGUCACGGUCGGAUUGAGCUUGACGAUUCCUCUAAGUUUGGUUGGUGAGAUGAUCAUCCAAGGACGUUUCGAGAGCUGGGUAUAUUGGAUUGGAGCUAUGGUUGUCGUUGGUAGUUUUGUAUUUGUUGAAAGAGAAGAGAAGCAUGAGGAAGGGGAGUCUGACACUGCGGGCGGUGAGGAAGACUUGGGUGAGCCGGGGCCGGCUAUUUUUAUAGAAGAUUACGAUGAGGUACAGGAGGAAUUGCUGCGAAGAGAGGAGAGUCCAGCGUUGCUUGAGGACGAGGAGGAGCAAGGAGACGAUCGUGUAGUGCGUCCAAGCUAG
Lithohypha guttulata is the source of this 1509-nucleotide messenger RNA. RefSeq lists its product as uncharacterized. Gene Ontology annotation, cellular component: fungal-type vacuole membrane. The transcript has 2 exons. The coding region runs from base 1 to 1509 and encodes 502 amino acids. The record is from RefSeq and is a predicted model, not a curated record. Lineage: Eukaryota; Fungi; Ascomycota; Eurotiomycetes; Chaetothyriales; Trichomeriaceae.